AUGGCAAAUUUAUCAGCUUGGGCCGUGCCUCGACUCGGCCAGCUUCUACCCCUCGAUGAAGAAUCUCUCAAACAAGUCAUCGACUACUCAGCCAGUCUACCCAAGGAAGGAUGCGCCGAUCACCUCAAAAAUCUCCUUGGUGACUCUCCCGCAGCCCUUGAGUUCAUCGCCUCGUUCAACGCUCGUCGUGAUACCCCUCCAGCCGCCACUUCUUCUCAGGGUGAUGAACGACCGAAUACAAAUGACCGCACGAGGGGGAGGAAUAAAAAGGAAAAGAAACCACUGCACAAUCCGGGCCCGCCCCGCCGUCCUGAUAAUUAUGGCAAUGUGGGAGGAGGCUACAAGAAAGCAGAUCAAGAGGAGGACUACAUUUCUGCCAGUAGAUCAUCACUAUCAGUCCCAACUUCAGCGAAAUCAGCGCCGACUUCGUCCACAUCAUCGCGUACCCAAUCACCAAUGCCAGUGCCCACAUCCUCAAAACCUCCACCCUCCGCCGCCGGGCCCGUACUCUCAGAUAUGCUCCCAAACGUGCGAUCAAAAACAAGCAAGCAGAAACAAACCAGAAAUGCGAGUCCAUCCAAGGGUGGCAAGUCCCUUACUACCAAUAAUAUUUCCGACUUAACAGCCGCAAUCGCUGCUUUGGAGGUAUCAACCAACCCAACCAUUGGUGCUGAGAGAAGGAAAUGUAAUUGCUCUGCGCUACUGCACCCGCUCUUCGACCCAGCUCCAAAUUGUCUCAAUUGUGGAAAAAUUAUCUGCGCUUUAGAGGGUCUACAACCCUGCUCUUUCUGCGGUACUCCGCUAUUAUCUGCAGAGGAAGUGCAAGGCAUGAUCAGAGAACUUCGAGCUGAGCGCGGACAGGAGAAGAUGCGAGCGCAUAAUGAAGGUGUCCAUCACGAUAGUGGACCAAGACCAGUAUCUGUUUCUGGAUCGGCAUCUUCAAGUAAACUUGACGCUGCGCGAGCCCAUCGAGAUAGGCUCAAAAUGCCCAACGGACAAAAGUUGUUGAUGAAGCCGCGGACUUUGAAACCCCCUAAUGUUGCAUCAACCUUAUGGAUGAGUCCAGCACAACGUGCCCUCGCACUGAAAAAGCAACAGCGAAUUCAGCGAGAAAUGGAAGAGAAGGCUCGUCCAGAGUGGGAAAAGAAGAAGACUGUAAUGAGUCUUGAUAUUACGGGCGGUAAAGUCCGCCGGGUAUAUACCUCUGCAGCUGUAGAGUCCACUCCCGAGCCAACGGAACCAGAUUCUAUCGAAGAAGGUGCUGUCCCAGGGUCAUCUAGUGGUCAUGCAUUUAGCAAUAAUCCACUCCUUGCUGCAGGUGGAUUGAUGCGGCCUGUUUGGCGUGCUCCAGACGGCACUAUACCCGAGAAGGCUGAGAAGACUGAGCCGAAACAGACGUGGCGGCGUGUACAGGAUGACAAGGAUGAUAAUGAGCAGUGGAUCUUGGACGGGGGCUUACAUGGACACAGUACAUAG
Penicillium malachiteum is the source of this 1476-nucleotide messenger RNA. RefSeq names its product C2HC5-type zinc finger protein. NCBI's taxonomy places the organism in Eukaryota, Fungi, Ascomycota, Eurotiomycetes, Eurotiales, Aspergillaceae. Gene Ontology annotation, cellular component: nucleus. Gene Ontology annotation, biological process: regulation of DNA-templated transcription. The transcript has 2 exons. Gene Ontology annotation, molecular function: zinc ion binding. Bases 1 to 1476 code for a protein of 491 amino acids. The record is from RefSeq and is a predicted model, not a curated record.